AGAUGUACAUCUGGCUGACCAAUUUUAUGAAGAAGGAUAUGAUGAUGAGAAAUAUACUUCAGAAGAGUAUUAUGAAAAAGACGAAUAUGAGGUCUACCUAAAUACUAGAUCUGGACCUUACCCAAGAAAUGCUGUGUCAAAAAAUAAAAGAUGA
Molecule: messenger RNA, 154 nt
Organism: Funneliformis caledonium
Lineage: Eukaryota; Fungi; Glomeromycota; Glomeromycetes; Glomerales; Glomeraceae
Source: the annotation of a GenBank genome assembly